ACAAUUGAAAUAGUAGAUAAACAUUUGAAAUUAUAAAUAACUUAACAUGAUAAAACUAAUCCAGAAUUUUUCUAUUGAAAUAUUAACCAAAUGUGAGAAAGGACAAUGAUAUUCGUAAAUACAAUUAUAAAUUUAACUUCAAAGAUUAUGAAAAAGAAAAGAUAUUUAUCAGUGCCACUUGUAAGCUGCAAUGCAAAUAGAUAUUCUCAUACUGACAUGCCAUUACCAGAUUUUAAAGAACGCGAAGCAGAAUUAAAGAAAAACAAAGAAAUAGUUCAUUCAAAUGAAGAUCAAAAAUGUUUAAACUAUGCCGCAUCCUUUGUGGCCGGAGUUGCUUCUAUGUAUACUUUCAAGUCGCAUCUCUUACAUUACAUAAUGUUUUUGGCACCAUCUCGAGAUGUAAUAGCAACGGCUCAAACAGAAGCAACGUUGAGUAACAUACCAGAAGGAAAAGUUGCUACUAUAAAAUGGCGAGGAAAGCCAGUUUUUAUUUAUCAUAGAAUGCAGGAUACUAUCGAACAAGAAAGAGAUGUUAAUUUGUCAAUUUUGAGAGAUCCUCAAACCGAUGAAGAAAGAGUUAAAAAACCUGAAUGGUUAAUCGUCAUUGGAGUUUGUACUCAUUUAGGUUGCAUACCUAUUCCUAAUGCUGGUAUCAUUCCGGGAGGAUUUUUUUGUCCUUGCCAUGGUUCACAUUUUGAUGGAUCUGGUCGCAUACGGAAAGGACCAGCACCUACUAAUCUUAAUGUUCCUGAAUAUAAGUUUAUUAACAAUGACACAGUAAUUAUCGGUUAAGUAAUUACAUCGGCUCCUUAUUCAUGUCAAAGAAUUCAUAUUUAAAGAAUUAUUUCUAAGUUCUUAUAAUAUAUCUAUUAAUUUUAUAACAAAAAUAAUAAACAAACAAUUUUAUACUCUUAAAUAAUUUUGAAAAUUAUUUAAGGCACUUUGAUGAUAGUAAUUCUACGAUUUUUAAG
Polistes canadensis is the source of this 971-nucleotide messenger RNA. Its product is annotated as cytochrome b-c1 complex subunit Rieske, mitochondrial-like. Gene Ontology annotation, biological process: mitochondrial electron transport, ubiquinol to cytochrome c. The record is from RefSeq and is a predicted model, not a curated record. The transcript has 4 exons. NCBI's taxonomy places the organism in Eukaryota, Metazoa, Arthropoda, Insecta, Hymenoptera, Vespidae. The coding region runs from base 106 to 792 and encodes 228 amino acids. Gene Ontology annotation, molecular function: 2 iron, 2 sulfur cluster binding; quinol-cytochrome-c reductase activity. Gene Ontology annotation, cellular component: membrane.